UGACACAAAUGUUUUUGGUUUGGCAAAGUUUUGGGGACAGCUGCUCUUCAAGUCUCUUCUUGUGUGCAUCAUGCUGACUUUUCUUUGUAAAUUCACUGUCUUUCAUUUCCUCCUCAUCUCAUACUGGUUACUUAAUUAUGUCAAAUCUGAGGACAAGCCGAAUAUACCAGCAAUCGCUAAGUAUUUCAACACCAAAGGGAGGUACGAGGAAGUGAACCCAUAUCUCACAGAGGACAUACUUGCUGCAAACGGGUCUAUUUUACAGCCUCCAUCUGCAAAAUGUCAAGAAAUGUAUCUGACUGCAAUAAUAAGACACGGCACAAGAUAUCCAACAACCAAAAACAUCAAGGAGAUGCAGCAGCUCUACAACAUAGCCCAGCAUAAUGCCUCAGGCCAAGAGAGCUGGCUGCGCGAAAUCCAGACCCAGUGGACGAUGUGGUACACUGAGGACAUGGAUGGCCGACUCGUCCAGAAAGGUGUGAACGAUCUAAAGCAUCUGGCCGUCAGGCUGUCAAAGCUGUUCCCCUCACUGAUUUCGGAGGAGAAGCUCCGAGGUGGAUUCAUCCAAUUCAUAACCAGCUCAAAGCACAGGUGUGUCAACAGCACACUGUCCUUCAAGGCUGGACUGACAGAGCUGUGGGCUAUUACAGAUAAGGAGUUCGACCAUUCGGUGAAUGAUGCCCUCAUGAGGUUUUUUGACCAGUGCACCAGGUUUGUGGAGGAAGUUGAUAACAACCCUUCAGCUCUGUCAGAGAUGGACAAGUUCAAGCAGGGACCAGAGAUGAGGAGGGUCCAGCAGAAGAUCGCAGACCGUCUCAAUGUCUCGUACAUAAAAAUCACAGAUGAUAUGGCUGAAGCUGCAUUCUACUUGUGUGCUUAUGAGUUUGCCAUCAAGACUGUGAACUCUCCCUGGUGUCGGCUCUUCGAUGAGGUCGAUGCGCAGGUUAUGGAGUAUGCAAAUGACCUGAAACAGUUCUGGAAAAGGGGAUAUGGUUAUGACAUCAACAGCAAGUCGAGCUGCAUUCUCUUCCAUGAUGUGUUUAGUCGACUGGACAAAGCAGCCAACGCAAGCAAGUCAGGCCAGCAGGUGACUGAAGCUGUGACGGUCCAGAUCGGCCAUGCAGAGACCCUCCUGCCACUGCUUACCCUGCUGGGCUUCUUCGAGGACAGCGAUGCCCUGACAUCCACCAACUACGCCACACAGACCCAACGCUCCUUCCGCACCAGCCACAUGUUACCCUAUGCAGCUAACUUAGUCCUGGUGUUAUACGACUGCGGGGGAGGCGACCUGAGACUGCAGCCGCUGCUCAACGAGAAACCUGUGACUUUCCCCGGUCUGACGGACCAGAGGGCCUCCAUCCCGCUCUAUGAAGACGUCAGAGAGCACUACAGGGAACUGCUCCAAGGCUGUGACUUUGAGGCUGAGUGUCAGCUGUUCAAGAGUCCUGCUGAAGUUUAGGCAGAUUCUGGAAAAGAAGGAAUUAUAUUGUGGCUUUAUUUGCUUUUAUUUGCAAAAUGGAGUGAAAAUUUUGAUCCUAAAAUCUUAGUCUUGCCCUGUGUAAACCAUGAAGAUAUCACUUUUUGAGCUAGCCUUUUUAGCAUGCAACAUUUUUUAUCAUUUUUCACUCCCUUGGUCUUAUACCUGAGAAAACAGGCCAUGAUCCCAACUUUUAAUUUCAAGUUUACCUAUACCAUUACAGUGUUAAUACUGCUAUAUUUGCAAGGUUUCUUUCCAUUAUUGCACAACAUAGAGCAGGAAUUAAAGAAUGUGUUUUUGCAGUGUA
This is a messenger RNA of Dicentrarchus labrax (European seabass), 1784 nucleotides long. RefSeq names its product multiple inositol-polyphosphate phosphatase 1a (gene minpp1a). Gene Ontology annotation, molecular function: acid phosphatase activity; inositol phosphate phosphatase activity. The record is from RefSeq and is a predicted model, not a curated record. Lineage: Eukaryota; Metazoa; Chordata; Actinopteri; Moronidae. The transcript has 5 exons. Bases 71 to 1459 code for a protein of 462 amino acids.